Messenger RNA from Macrosiphum euphorbiae (potato aphid), 2064 nucleotides. Lineage: Eukaryota; Metazoa; Arthropoda; Insecta; Hemiptera; Aphididae. The record is from the annotation of a GenBank genome assembly.
AUGAUUAGAACUAAUAGAACUAAAAAAAGAAAAAUUAAUCGGGAGCUACAUGAUAUUCAAACAAUAUACUCGGCAAGAGACACAAAUGUUGAAAGCAGUGAACCGGAUUUUGCAAAUGAAGUCUUGCUCUCUACAAAUGGUCUAAUACUUCCAUCAAUGUCUAAUACUUUUUGCCAAAAUAAUACAACUAAAACCACAUAUAUUACAUCUUCUAUAAAUUCAGAAGUUGAAACCCAAGAAGGGGAGGUAGUAAUACAAGAUGAAGAUGAGGUUGUAAUACAACAACAAAUUGAGGUGGUACAAAGAAUUGAAACAAUCAGUACUUUUAAAGAGGAUUUGAUUGCUUGGGCCAUUGAGUGUAAAGUUUGUCAAAGUACUGUAAAUAAAUUGUUGAAGAUCAUGAAAAAAAGAAAUACUAUAAAUACUGAUAAUCUUCCUAGUGACUGUAGAACACUUUUACAAACACCUAUAACAUUAAGUGCUAAUAUUCGUAAUGUUGAUCCUGGAAGUUAUUAUCAUUUUGGAUUGGCAGCAGGGAUUAAAAGAUAUGAUACAUCUAAUUUGAACGACAUAAAAAUUGCUAUUGGCAUUGACGGUUUGCCCUUAGCUAAGAGUAGCAACAGCCAAUUUUGGCCAAUUUUGGCAUUUAUUGUUGAUGAGGCAAAAUAUGUAUUUCCCAUAGGAGUUUAUCACGGAAAUGCUAAACCAAUGGACAGCAAUGAUUUUUUGGCAGAUUUCAUUACUGAAAUUAAAGAUCUUUUGGUUAAUGGCAUUAAUAUUGAUGGUUCUAAUAAAAAAGUAUCUAUUCAUGUUUUUGUGUGUGAUGCGCCGGCAAAAUCGUUUGUCUUGAAAAUAAAAGGACACUCUGGAUUUUAUUCGUGUACUCGAUGUACUCAAGAAGGUGAGUAUUUUAAGAACAGAGUGUGUUUUCCUUAUUCUAAAGAUAAAUCAGAUGAAAGAACCCAUGAAGCUUAUCUUAAUAUGUUAAACGAAGAACAUCAUGUUGGAAAUACAUUAUCACAACUUGUAGAAUUGCCAGGAUUGGAUUUGAUCCAAACAUUUUCAUUAGACUAUAUGCAUUUAGUUUGUCUGGGAGCUGUACGGAAACUUAUUUUACUCUGGUUAAAUAAAGGACCUUUAAAAGUUCGUUUACCAAAUUGUGAUGUCCAUAAACUAUCCAAGUCAUUAUUAGAGAUUAAAUCUUUCAUCCCAUCAGAUUUUGCUAGGAAAACAAGGGAAUUACAAGAUAUUGGUAGGUGGAAGGCCACUGAACUUAGGUUAUUUUUGCUUUAUAUUGGACCAAUUGUUCUAAAAAAUAUGACCAAUAAAGAUGUAUUAACAAACUUUAUGUGUUUGCAUGUUUCUAUGUUGAUAUUACUUAGUCCAAACCGAGCAUGUCACUUAGAGUAUGCGAAAGAACUUUUAGACUACUUUGUUAACACAUUUCAAAUAAUUUAUGGCCGUGAACAUAUAUCACACAAUAUUCAUGGACUUCUACAUUUAACAGAUGAUUACAGAUAUUAUGGACCUCUUGAUAACAGUAGUGCAUUUGCAUUUGAGAAUUAUAUGAAGGAGUUGAAGUCUAAUGUUAGAAAAUAUGAUAAACCUCUCGAACAACUAAUCAACAGAUAUACUGAGUUAUACAACCAACCACAUACGCAUUUAGUAAAAAAUCCAAAACAACACAAAAUGCUUUCUCGACCACAUAGGAAUGGGCCAUUAAUUGAUGAUAUUAAAGGAAUACAAUAUUUUCAGUUAAAUGUUGGUAAAAUAAAAAUUAACAUAUCAGUAGAUAAAGAAAGUUAUAUUUUAACUAAAAAUGAAGAAGUUGUCAAGUGCUUGAAUAUUGUACAUAUCCAAAAUAACAUUGUACUAAUUGGAAAAACAUUUGAAUACAAAACCAUGUUAUAUGAAAAACCAAUGGAUUCAACAAUAUUUGAUAUUUUUAUCGUUAAAAAACUGUCUCAUGAUUUAAAAAUCUGGGAUAUUUCAGAAAUAAAAAAAAAAGUCAUGUUAAUAUAUGAUGGUAUAUCAUCAAUAGCUAUGCCUAUAAUCCAUACAUAA